AUGUGCUCUAAAGCCAUCAAGCGCUUGCUCGAAGAGGCGGAGAUGGCCGUACACCGCUGUCGUCUACUUGAGGAGAUGCUGAAUGAGCAGGCCAUGCAAGGCGAAAAGCUGCGUACCGAUCUACACGAGCAGCAAGAAGAAAACAAACUCUUGACGCACGAGAAGGAGAGCCUUAAAGCGACCAUUGCGAGGAUGGAGAUCGAGGCCGAGGUGGCGGCGGCGGCGGCAGCUGCUGCUAGGACAGUCAAUCCAGUAACGCCAGGGCACACUCCCGCCUCGACGCCCUCGAAAGCAAACGCUGAAGUGCACGUUAAUGCUAGUGCGUCGGCCGAAUCUGUGGCUGCCGUGGAGGAAAUGCUGAGCAAAAAGAAGCGGCAGCUGGACGUGCGCGAGGCAACACUGAAGGACGCGCUCAAAAAGGUCUCGGCCGACGCGGCAAAGGUCGCGGAUCAGCGUGCUGCGCUGCAGGAGCAGGAGAAACGGAUGACGGCACAGCUGACAGCCCAGCUCACCUCUCUCUUCGAGGAGGAGAGGCAACGCCUGGAGGACAUUUGCGCAGACGCCGUCACGGAUAUGCAGAACACGUACAGGGAGUGGAUAGCGCAGCAGCGGGACGCUGCCGUAGAGCGCCGACGGAAGUACGAGCAUGUGAUGGAGACGCGUCUGCAGCGUGCGACUUCAGAGGUAGCCGAAAUGAGGGCGGAGCGUGAUGUGCUACAGCAGACACUGGAGAAUCUGCGCGCCCAGCUGGCAGAAUUGCAGGAGAACGCGUCGAGGGUACAGACGGAGAGGCGGAGCGAGACAAAGGACGGUGGCCCCUCGUCACAGUAUGCAAGAGAAGAGAAGGAGUCACUCCAGGAAGCCGUUGCGGAGGGCAUACCGCGUGCUGGGGCGGCAAACGAGCGGCCUCGUGCAACUCAGACAGACCCGGACUUUACCGAACUCUUAGGCGGUGGGGAACAACCGAAGCACGCUGACGCGGCUGCUGCGUACGCAGCGCUGCAGCGGCGAGCGCAAGACAGCAUUGCGGCCCUCAUGCGUGACAUGCGCGCCAAGGAAGUGGAGUGGGAGAGAGCGAAGGCUGCUGCUGUGGCUACUGCUGAAUCGGCUGCGCGCCUCGCGGAGCGUGAGCGGCUUGGGCAAGAGGCCGAAAAGAUUCGACAGGAAAGCCAGCGUGAGAUCAAAGAAGCUAUGAGAAUUGUGACGCAGCAACGCGACUCCGCGAUGGACGCACUCCGUACGCAGCACCAGCGUGACAAGGAAGAAUGGCUCUCCAGGAUGCGCCGACUGGAGGAGGGCCAACAAAAUCAAGAGGAAGCCUGGCGUGCGGAGAAGGCGGCAUUGCAGAAAAAGUGCAGCGAACUUGAAACGCACCUAGAGGGACGCAAAGCAGCAGCAGGGAAGCUGCAGCAGCAACUGCGCGACGCCAAGCGGGAGCUGUCAGAACUGAAGGCAAAAGCACGCGACAAUGAGGAUGCCGUAGCAGAGGAAAGACGAAAGCGAGCCAACGCCACUGCGAAAACUGUGCAAUACUCGGCAUCCUCUCUCCUUAAGGAAGCUCAACAGGGACAGCAGCGGAUCCUCGCAGCGCAUGCUGGCGCUCUGGCACUUCUGCAGGAAAAAAUGCAGAAACUAGCGCAAGUCAACUGUGCAGCUGCGAAUUCCAGAGAUGAGAGGCGACGUGAGGUGACUCAACGGCUGCAUACGGAGUUGGAGUGCACUCGGCAAGAGCGGGAUACGGCACUGGAGCAGUUGGGUAAGAUGCAAGAGGCGGCAGAGGGCAUGAAGGCGCGAAUGAAUGAGGAGAGUGCGCAGUUGGGCGCGCUGCGUGACGUGAUUCAGAGGCAGCAGCGAGAUCUAGCUAGACUCCAGGAGCAGCAUCAGCGCACCGUCGACGAGCUGCGCGCGGCCCGAGCUGCCGUGUCAGCACCCAGUGCCGCUGAUGCUGCUGCGUCGUUAGCGGAGUCGGAGAAUCCCGUGAUGCGUGCCACGGACGACACCUGUUAUCGUGUGUUACUUCGACUGGAGCAGCGCUGGGUGCUGCAGCAGGCAGAUCUACAGUGCUGCUACUCGGUGGCGCUGUAUGCGGUGGUGCAGCGGACGUGGACGCAGAUGAUUGGCAGGAUGACGUCGUCGUUGGUGGCAGAGGCAGAGCGGCAGCGGCGUUCGCGCGACCGAAGCGCAGAGGCUCUUGAGAACACGACGAGCACAAUCAAGGAGGUGCAGAGAGAUCUGCGCCUGCGCAUGCAGGCGCUGCUGCAACAACAAGUCGACGUUGAAGAGCGUGAAAAGCGUCUGCAGGACAAGAAGAAACGAAUGGAUGUGGUGUGCCGCAGCCUGCACACGGUGGCUCAGGAGUUGCGGAAAAAGCAUCUCGACGCCACAGAGAAUCCCACUUUGGAGGAAGUAAUGAAAUCAGCUCGUGUGAUGAGUGAGUCCCCGUAA
Messenger RNA from Leishmania braziliensis MHOM/BR/75/M2904, 2445 nucleotides. RefSeq lists its product as hypothetical. NCBI's taxonomy places the organism in Eukaryota, Euglenozoa, Kinetoplastea, Trypanosomatida, Trypanosomatidae. The transcript has a single exon. The record is from RefSeq and is a predicted model, not a curated record. The coding region runs from base 1 to 2445 and encodes 814 amino acids.